UUCCUUUCCGUCUCUGGCCGGCUGGGCGCGGGCGACUGCUGGCGAGGCGCGUGGAACCUCGCGCUGGUUCCUUUGGUCUCCUCUCCCCGCCCGGGCCACUAGGGAGUCGGCUGACGCCGGGUGAGCUGAGCCUACCGCCAAGAUGCCGGCCUACUUCCAGAGGCCGGAAAAUGCCCUCAAACGCGCCAACGAAUUUCUUGAGGUUGGCAAAAAGCAACCUGCCCUGGAUGUUCUUUAUGAUGUUAUGAAAAGUAAGAAACAUAGAACAUGGCAAAAGAUACACGAGCCAAUUAUGUUGAAAUACUUGGAACUUUGUGUGGAUCUUCGUAAGAGCCACUUGGCUAAGGAAGGAUUAUAUCAGUAUAAAAACAUUUGUCAACAGGUGAACAUUAAAUCUUUAGAGGAUGUUGUUAGGGCAUAUUUGAAACUAGCAGAGGAAAAAACUGAAGCUGCUAAAGAAGAAUCCCAACAGAUGGUGCUAGAUAUUGAAGAUCUGGAUAAUAUUCAAACUCCUGAGAGUGUUCUCUUAAGUGCUGUGAGUGGGGAAGACACUCAGGAUCGUACUGACAGAUUACUUUUAACUCCCUGGGUUAAGUUCCUGUGGGAAUCGUAUAGACAAUGUUUGGACCUCCUUCGAAACAACUCUAGAGUAGAGCGCCUCUACCAUGACAUUGCCCAGCAAGCGUUCAAAUUUUGCCUCCAAUAUACUCGUAAGGCUGAAUUCCGCAAGCUUUGUGACAAUUUGAGAAUGCACUUAUCACAGAUUCAGCGCCACCAUAACCAAAGUACAGCAAUCAAUCUUAAUAAUCCAGAGAGCCAAUCUAUGCAUUUGGAAACAAGGCUUGUUCAGCUGGAUAGUGCUAUCAGCAUGGAACUAUGGCAGGAAGCAUUCAAAGCUGUGGAAGAUAUUCAUGGCCUAUUCUCCUUAUCUAAAAAGCCACCUAAACCUCAGUUGAUGGCAAAUUACUAUAACAAAGUCUCAACUGUGUUUUGGAAAUCUGGCAAUGCUCUUUUUCAUGCAUCUACGCUCCAUCGUCUUUAUCAUCUCUCUAGAGAAAUGAGAAAGAAUCUUACACAAGAUGAAAUGCAAAGAAUGUCUACCAGAGUCCUUUUGGCUACUCUUUCCAUCCCUAUUACUCCUGAACGAACUGAUAUUGCUCGACUUCUGGAUAUGGAUGGCAUUAUAGUUGAGAAACAGCGUCGCCUUGCCACACUGCUAGGUCUUCAAGCCCCACCAACGCGAAUUGGCCUUAUUAAUGAUAUGGUCAGGUUCAAUGUACUACAGUAUGUUGUUCCAGAAGUGAAGGACCUUUACAACUGGCUGGAAGUGGAAUUCAAUCCUCUAAAACUCUGUGAGAGAGUCACAAAGGUUCUUAAUUGGGUCAGGGAACAACCUGAAAAGGAACCAGAAUUACAACAAUAUGUUCCACAACUACAAAACAACACCAUACUUCGCCUUCUGCAGCAGGUGGCACAGAUUUAUCAGAGCAUUGAGUUUUCUCGUUUGACUUCUCUGGUUCCUUUUGUUGAUGCUUUCCAACUGGAACGGGCUAUUGUAGAUGCAGCCAGGCACUGUGACCUCCAGGUUCGUAUUGACCACACUUCUCGAACUCUGAGUUUUGGAUCUGACUUAAAUUAUGCUACUCGAGAGGAUGCACCAAUUGGUCCUCAUCUGCAGAGUAUGCCUUCAGAACAGAUAAGAAAUCAGCUCACAGCCAUGUCUUCAGUGCUUGCAAAAGCACUUGAAGUCAUCAAGCCAGCUCAUAUACUGCAAGAGAAAGAAGAACAACAUCAGUUGGCGGUUACUGCGUAUCUUAAAAAUUCAAGAAAAGAACAUCAGCGUAUCCUGGCUCGCCGGCAGACAAUUGAGGAAAGGAAAGAACGACUUGAGAGUCUGAAUAUUCAGCGUGAGAAAGAAGAACUAGAACAGAGGGAAGCUGAACUCCAGAAAGUACGGAAGGCUGAAGAAGAGAGGCUGCGGCAGGAGGCAAAGGAGAGAGAGAAGGAGCGGAUCUUACAAGAACAUGAACAAAUCAAAAAGAAAACUGUUCGAGAGCGUUUGGAACAGAUCAAGAAGACAGAGCUGGGUGCCAAAGCAUUCAAAGAUAUUGACAUUGAAGACCUUGAAGAAUUGGAUCCUGAUUUUAUCAUGGCUAAACAAGUUGAACAAUUGGAAAAAGAAAAGAAGGAACUUCAAGAACGUCUGAAAAAUCAGGAAAAGAAGAUUGAUUAUUUUGAAAGAGCUAAACGUUUGGAAGAAAUUCCUUUGAUAAAGAGUGCUUAUGAAGAACAGAGGAUUAAAGACAUGGAUCUGUGGGAACAACAAGAAGAAGAAAGAAUUACAACUAUGCAGCUAGAAAGAGAAAAGGCUCUUGAACAUAAGAAUCGAAUGUCACGAAUGUUGGAAGACAGAGAUUUAUUUGUGACUCGACUCAAAGCUGCCCGACAGUCUGUUUAUGAGGAAAAACUUAAACAGUUUGAAGAGCGAUUAGCAGAAGAAAGGCAUAAUCGCUUGGAGGAACGCAAGAGGGAACGGAAAGAAGAACGCAGAAUAACUUACUACAGAGAAAAGGAAGAAGAGGAACAGAGGAGGGCAGAAGAACAAAUGCUGAAAGAGCAAGAAGAGAGAGAACGUGCUGCACGGGCAAAACGAGAGGAAGAACUUCGAGAGUACCAAGAACGAGUCAAGAAACUAGAAGAAGUAGAAAGGAAAAAACGCCAGCGGGAGUUGGAAAUUGAAGAAAGAGAACGGCGUAGAGAAGAAGAGAGAAGACUGGGUGAUGACCCACUUUCUAGGAAGGACUCUCGCUGGGGGGAUAGAGACUCUGAGAGCACAUGGAGGAAAGCACCUGAAGCUGACUCUGAAUGGCGGAGAGGCCCACCGGAGAAGGAUUGGAGACGUGGAGAAGGUCGGGAUGAAGAGAGGCCUCAUAGAAGAGAUGAAGAUCGACCAAGGCGUGUGGGGGAUGAUGAAGAGAGAGAAUCUUCUGUCAGGCCAGAUGAUGACCGUAUACCUAGGCGUGGCCUGGAUGAUGACAGAGGCCCUAGACGUGGUCCUGAUGAAGACCGUUUCUCUCGACGUGGGGCAGAUGAUGACCGUCCUUCCUGGCGAAACACGGAUGAUGACAGGCCUCCACGACGAAUUGGUGAUGAUGACAGGGGAAGCUGGAGGCAUGGGGAUGAUGACAGGCCACCUAGACGAGGGCUGGAUGAUGACAGAGGAAGCUGGCGAGCAGCUGAUGAGGACAGAGGACCAAGACGGGGCAUGGAUGAGGACCGAGGGCCAAGGCGAGGAGUUGCUGAUGAUGAGCGAUCAUCCUGGCGUAGUACUGAUGAUGACCGGGGCCCCAGACGGAACGUGGAUGAUGACCGAGGUCCCAGGAGAGGUUUGGAUGAUGACCGAGGUCCCAGGAGAGGAUUGGAUGAUGACCGAGGACCCUGGAGGAAUGCUGAUGAUGAUAGAGUUUCCAGACGAGGUGCUGAAGAUGAUAGAGGGCCCUGGAGAAACAUGGAUGAUGAUCGGAUUCCCAGACGCGGUGAUGACUCAAGACCUGGUCCCUGGAGACCAUUUGUUAAACCAGGUGGAUGGAGAGAGAAAGAAAAAGCCAGAGAAGAGAGUUGGGGUCCACCUCGGGAUUCAAGACCAGCAGAAGAACGCGAAUGGGAUAGAGACAAGGAAAGGGACAGAGACAAUCAAGAUCGUGAGGAGAAUGACAAGGACAUUGAGCGAGAAAGGGAUAGAGAGAGAGAUGGGGAUCGUGAGGAUCGCUUCAGAAGACCCCCCAGGGAUGAAGGUGGCUGGAGAAGAGGACCGGCUGAAGAAUCUUCAAGCUGGAGAGAUUCAAGUCGCCGCGAUGAGAGGGAUAGGGAUGACCGUCGGCGUGACCGAGAUGAUAGGCGUGAUCUAAGAGAAAGACGAGAUCUAAGAGAUGACCGAGAGCGGAGAGGACCACCCCUCAGAUCAGAGCGAGAGGAAGUAAGUUCUUGGAGACGUUCUGAUGACAGGAAAGAUGACCGGGGAGAAGAGCGAGAUCCACCCCGUCGUGUUCCUCCCCCAGCUCUAACUAGAGAUCGAGAAAGAGACCGGGAUCGUGAAAGGGAAGGUGAUAAAGAAAAGGCCUCUUGGAGAGCUGAGAAAGAUAAGGAGUCUCUUCGUCGUACUAAAAAUGAGACUGAUGAGGAUGGAUGGACCACAGUACGACGUUAAGUCUCAAGAUAAUGGAUUCGAACUUGUGUUUUACAUAGGUUUAACCACAUUCAAGGAUUAUUAUACUUGUGCUUCAGCCAGUCUAAAUUGGAUUCUUUAAUGUUGUCUCACCAUAACACACACAAAAAAGCAUGAACUUGUAUUAUUAACCCUAUAUAACAGAAUGAUCAUGCACCGUAUCCACAGAGGGUUGGGAAACCAUGCCAUUUUCUGGAAUUUAAGGUGUUGCAUUAUUUCAUCAAUCAUUUGUUUACAAAAAAGAAAAAAACAAAAAAAAUAAAAAAUGUGAACCCUUCAGGUAUUGAGGAAUACCUGUUAUCUUGGUAUACAAUUGAUCUUUUUUUUUCUUUUGAUUUUGAAAUAUCUGGUAUUAAUUUGGAAUAAGGUAAGAUUCUGUUAAGAUGUAUUUGGAAAUCCUUUAAGCCAGUGGAUCUGGAAGUUGACACACGGAUACUGGAACAUGUACUUCUAGGCAUUUUGAAGUACUGUUUUUAGGAUCAGAGAAAUGCAGUAAACAUUGCAUGGCUACAGUGGGAUUUUCGUAGCUUUGAGGAGGUGAGUAUGAGGUAAUUUGCAGUCAUUGUCAUGACCUGACAUACUGCUGCUCUGUGGGAGUCCAGCAUAGUAUGGCUUCUCAGUUCUAUAAGAUUUGCUAAAUUGUCGCUGAGGUAUUUUUUUUUCUGUUGCCAAUAGCAAACUGCUUUUCCAUUAAUGGAGAAUUCAUGCCUUUUUAAGCAUUUAAAAUAUGAUAUUUAUAAAUGUGUGGUUUGGAGGAAUUGUUUAAAUUCUGUUUCCUAAUUUUCUUUCUCUUCAGGAUAGAGUCAACAAGUAAUUUGUAGUAAUGACUGUGUUGCCUUCAAUUUUGGAGUGCAGUAGUGAUGUUUAAGAUUAACUAUCUGGUCUUAUUGAAGCCAACACAGAACUUGCUGCUGUGUUUUUCUUUUUUCUUCAAUGAUAAAUAAAAUACUUACAGAAUUUG
Molecule: messenger RNA, 5186 nt
Organism: Dipodomys ordii (Ord's kangaroo rat)
Lineage: Eukaryota; Metazoa; Chordata; Mammalia; Rodentia; Heteromyidae
Gene: Eif3a
Product: eukaryotic translation initiation factor 3, subunit A
Exons: 22
Coding region: 143-4207 (1354 amino acids)
Biological process (GO): translation reinitiation; formation of cytoplasmic translation initiation complex
Cellular component (GO): multi-eIF complex; eukaryotic translation initiation factor 3 complex, eIF3e; eukaryotic translation initiation factor 3 complex, eIF3m
Molecular function (GO): translation initiation factor activity; mRNA binding
Source: RefSeq, a predicted model, not a curated record